AGCGAACGCCCUGGUUGUAGGUAUUUUUGCGUUGAGAGACCGACCCGAGUACGAACACAUCGCGUAAGGCUCAAGCUUGCCGAUGCAGACCUGCAGAAUCUACCAUGUCGAAAAAGAGGAAGCUUGUGGCCGGUACAGACGUGGUGAGGGUUGGAGAUAAAGUGAUAUCUCUUGAGGGAUAUUUAUCAAAGAAGCAGAAGCUGGGGCAGGCCGAAGUUUGUGCGGAAGUGCCUGCCCGAAACCAUAAUGAUGGCUCCUCCACAACAUCCCCAGUACCAGAGGCAUCGCAUGGGCCGGACAACAGGAACAAAAAUACAACCGACGCCGUACAUUCAAGACAGCCAACUGGUGAUCCGCAGUAUUUUGCAGCCCGGCAAGCCCUACCACUAUGGACACGGCAGGACGACAUCCGCGGCAUCCUGCGACAGAAGGAUGUGUUGGUCCUCGUUGGUGAGACGGGCUCGGGCAAGAGUACGCAGGUCCCGCAGUUUCUGUAUCAGGAAAAGUGGUGUCAGCGGAAGAAGGUGAAGGUGAAGACUGGUGGCGGCGUGCAAGAGGUCGCCGUGGGAGGCAUGAUAGCAAUCACGCAGCCAAGGCGAGUCGCAGCAACAACACUCGCUCACCGAGUCUCCCGGGAGGUAGGCACACCUCUCAACGGACAGAGAGAUAGCGGCAGCAGCAACGGGUCCCUCUCGAAAGGUCUGGUGGGAUACUCGGUUCGCUUCGACAAUCGAGUCCCGCCCGGGACACGGAUCAAGUUUUUGACAGAGGGCAUGCUCCUCCAAGAACUCCUUCGCGACCCUCAUCUAAGGCAAUACAGCGCUAUAAUUGUGGAUGAAAUACACGAGCGCAGCGUGGACGUCGACCUCCUCUCUGGCUUUCUGAAGCAGAUUGUCUCAGGAGACAAGUCCGGACGAGGCGGGGUCCCGCUGAAGGUUGUCAUCAUGAGUGCCACAGCCAAUGUCGAAAGCAUCCGACGUUUCUUCUCCGAAGCAGAGCCGAAGCACUCCGAUGCCUCGUCCAGUUUUGAGCCCCAGUCGAAGACUCCGGUCGAGUUCCUUCAGAUCGAAGGACGGCAGUUUCCGGUCGAAAUCACGCAUACACCAAAACCAGUCCCCGACAUUCAGGAAGCACUGAUCAAGGCAAUCUUCAAGCUACACGCAGAAGAGCCGCUAUCAGACCGGUAUGGUAGGAAAGAUAUCUUGGCAUUCCUCACAGGGCAGGAGGAAAUUGAAGCGACGCAGCGACUCAUCGAAGAAUAUGCCACAAGCCUUGAUGGGAGCUUACCCAAGGUCAAGGUUUUCCCCCUCUUUGGUCAGCUGUCUAUGGAGGCUCAGCACGCAGCUUUCCAGCCGAUCAAGGGCGGCUUUACGAGAAAGAUUGUGCUCGCGACCAACAUUGCCGAAACGUCAGUCACGGUACCUGGCGUGCGAUAUGUCAUUGAUUGCGGAAAAGCAAAGGUCAAGCAAUUCCGACCGCGACUGGGCAUGGAGUCUUUGCUUGCCAAGCCCAUCUCAAAGUCGUCGGCCAUCCAGAGGGCUGGACGAGCAGGGCGAGAGGGGCCCGGCAAGUGCAUCAGGCUCUAUACCGAGGAGACCUAUGAGACGUUACAACAGACCGAUCUUCCUGAAAUACUGCGCACUGACAUCCUCAGUGCCGUCUUGACCAUGAAAGCGAGGGGGAUUGAUGAUGUAUUAUCUUUCCCUUUGAUGGAUCGUCCAGAGCUCGAGUCAAUCGAGAAGGCUCUCUUACACCUCCACAUUCUUGGAGCACUGGCAGAUGACGGGUCUAUCACAGAAAUGGGGCGCAAGAUGGUUUUGUUCCCGGUAACGCCGCCAUACGCUCGAGUACUCCUCGCAGCCGCAGAACCCAAAUAUGACUGCCUCCUUGAGGCAAUUGAUAUCAUAUCCUGCAUCACCGCUGGCGACGAUAUUUUCCUUCAGAUCAGAUUGGAAGAGACGAAAGAGGAAGUUGAAGAGCUUCGGAAGGAACUCUCUCGACGUGAAGGGGAUCUUCUAACAUACCUCACAACGAUGCAGCUCUAUGCGGCCGAGAAUGCCGACCGCGGCCAAUGGUGCAAAGAACGGAAGAUCAACAUUCGAAACAUGAAGCAGGCGCUCAAUAUUCGGAAACAGCUACGAGGCCUCUGUGUACGGGAGGGCCUGAUGGAACAGCCCUUGCAAGAUCCACAGCCUUUCACUCCGAUCUCACCCGAGCAGGCGGUCCUCAUUCUCAAGUGCUUUUUGAAAGGCUUUGCCCUGAAGACAGCGAUCCUGGCACCGGAUAGCAGCUACGUAACCUCCCAUGGCAAGCAAGUCGUCGCUAUACACCCCUCAAGUGUGCUACAUGGACAGAAGAAGGAGGCCAUCAUGUUUCUUGAACAUGUGUAUACCCAGAAGAACUACGCGAAGAAGGUCAGCGCGAUCGAGGCUACAUGGAUCGCUGAAGCUUUAGAAUAAUUGAAGGCAACUUGAUACCACAUCACCGUACUCUAUCAUGUAUUCACCACACCAUCACAUCGUCGGUGUUGCUGUUUAGGCUUGCAUGAAUGGCAUGGUUAAACGGGUGCACAGUGUCAAGCAAAGAUAACGACAUUUUAACACUG
Molecule: messenger RNA, 2605 nt
Organism: Canariomyces notabilis
Lineage: Eukaryota; Fungi; Ascomycota; Sordariomycetes; Sordariales; Chaetomiaceae
Product: P-loop containing nucleoside triphosphate hydrolase protein
Exons: 1
Coding region: 105-2459 (784 amino acids)
Biological process (GO): positive regulation of transcription by RNA polymerase I
Cellular component (GO): intracellular anatomical structure; nucleolus
Molecular function (GO): helicase activity; double-stranded RNA binding
Source: RefSeq, a predicted model, not a curated record